Xyrauchen texanus (razorback sucker) is the source of this 626-nucleotide messenger RNA. Its product is annotated as N-lysine methyltransferase KMT5A-like. NCBI's taxonomy places the organism in Eukaryota, Metazoa, Chordata, Actinopteri, Cypriniformes, Catostomidae. Bases 1 to 597 code for a protein of 198 amino acids. The transcript has 7 exons. The record is from RefSeq and is a predicted model, not a curated record. Gene Ontology annotation, molecular function: protein binding.
AUGGCAGAUUUGUUCAAUGAUUCUAAAGGGAGAGGUGUGUUCAGUUGCACUGAGUUUGAUAAGGGAGAUUUCCUGUUGGAAUACAGAGGAGACCUCAUAAGCAAAGAAGAAUGUGAGCGGAGGCAAAGAAUAUAUCACAACGCCCUCAAAGUAUUCUUGUUUGAGUUUCGUUACGAUGGAAAACUCCUCUGUGUUGAUGCUGCCCGAGAUGACGGUUCUCUUGGUAGACUUGUAAAUGAUGACCAUAUUAACCCAAACAGCAAGAUGAAGACUAUCCGUGUGGAUGGAAAACCUCAUCUAUGCUUAUUUGCUAUAAGAAACAUCUGUGCUGGUGAAGAGAUCACAUAUAAUUAUGGUGAUUCUGAGUGGCCAUGGCGAUGCAAGACUCUCCGUGAGGUUGAACUCCCCACUCUUAAAGUGAACUCUCAUUCCCAGUCAGAAGCCAGAGAUGUGCAGAAGUUGACAGUUGUCAGUGAUCAAUCAGUGUUAAUGAAAUCAAGGGUCUGUGUAUCCACCGAAGGACUGGAAAAGGUGACUGCUGAGAAAGACCAUUAUCAUUGGAAGGUCAAGACUGUGUUGAAAAUGAUGUUGAGAUGAUGCCACCUGUCAAAGAGUACUUGUUAAAU